UAAGGAAUUAGGAUGAUUGUUUGUGCAAAAAUUAUCCUCUUAAAAUCAUUCGCUGAAAUAUACAAAUAGUGAGUAAAGUUAAGAGCUUGUUUUGUAAAUAUCCAUAAUUAUGUAUCUUACAUAAAUAGUUACAUUAAGUUUGUAGUAAAGUCUCUCUCUCCCUAGUCUCCUUCCUCACAGACUGAUCCCUCUCUGAAGAUUAUACUUGUUUGCUCGGGCUUCCACUUUGUGUUCACCUUGUAAAGUUUUAACCUUUUCUCAAUCUCUGCGGUUGAUACACCUCUAAAGCCCAUAUUGCACACAAAGUGUUCGAUAAAAUGCCUAGCUGAGAUUCGAGCUGGGAAAAAAUUGCAUUUAACUGCUGCUGAGGAAACAAGUGAAAAAAUCUGAAAAUGUUGCGUAACAUGAUGAUGCCUUGGAACAGAAGCAAUCACAAUGUAGUUGGAAUGUUAACAAGGCAUUUUGCCACGAAACCGAAACCCAAGAUGAAACCAAUCGAGUUGAACACACCACCGGAGCAAACACAGACGAUCACUCGAGUUAUCUUUGAUAUUUUGAAGGAUCAUGGACCUCUCACCAUUGCUGAAACUUGGGAUCGUGUCAAGGAAGUGGGAUUAAGAGGGCUAACGAGCAAGCGUCACAUGAAGAUUAUACUAAGAUGGAUGAGAGAGAGACAGAAGCUGAAGCUGAUAUGUAACCAUGUUGGUCCUCACAAGCAAUUCUUAUACACUACUUGGUUCACUAAACACAACCCUUCUUCUAAAUUCCCUAAGUCACCGGAAAAUCUCACAGGAAAAUCCUCUAGCCACCCUAAACUGCCCUGAGCCGAGACUGUUAGGCUUUGUUUCUUGAAUCUUCGUUUUACGGUAAUGUAAUUAAAAUGUGUUUCUUGACAAGUUUCUCUCAAUGUUUCUGCUUAUAAACAAUCUUGUUAUCAUUUUAUUACAUUCAGUUGUGACUCAUUCAUAA
Molecule: messenger RNA, 969 nt
Organism: Arabidopsis lyrata subsp. lyrata
Lineage: Eukaryota; Viridiplantae; Streptophyta; Magnoliopsida; Brassicales; Brassicaceae
Exons: 3
Coding region: 393-824 (143 amino acids)
Source: RefSeq, a predicted model, not a curated record